Molecule: messenger RNA, 3440 nt
Organism: Poecilia latipinna (sailfin molly)
Lineage: Eukaryota; Metazoa; Chordata; Actinopteri; Cyprinodontiformes; Poeciliidae
Product: prospero homeobox protein 1-like
Exons: 6
Coding region: 515-3049 (844 amino acids)
Biological process (GO): regulation of transcription by RNA polymerase II
Cellular component (GO): nucleus
Molecular function (GO): RNA polymerase II cis-regulatory region sequence-specific DNA binding; DNA-binding transcription factor activity, RNA polymerase II-specific
Source: RefSeq, a predicted model, not a curated record
UACCUCACUCUGGGACCGGUGACGCAGCGUCUUCGCGUAUCCUUCUCUUUUUUCCCCUUCCUCCCCUUCCUUCUUGUUCCUUUACGCGGAGAGUCUUCCAGUCCGCUCAGACGGGAUAAAGAGGCGCGGAGACGCGGAGCCGGCGCAGGGGUGCGCUCGAUAACUAAACACUUCCAUCCCGGUAGGAGAGCGGCGCGCAGGAACACACGCUCUCUCCAUCUCCGAGCGUCUCCUUUUACUCUCUCUCUCUCUCUCUCUCUCUCUCUUUCACUCACUCACCCUCUCCCUCUUCGUCCCGCGCACACACGCACGCUCUGCGCGCACACGCGUACGUCUCAACUUGGCCGUAGUAAAUUACGGCAUUGAUGUGAAGGGCGAGUGUGGAUCUGUCUCUUCUGUUCGCUCCUUUGCUCGACGGAAGGAUUCUGGGAGGCGCAGAGGAGAGAAGCUAAUCCUUUCACUGUCCAUUUGACUGUGAGGCCCCCUGGACAUGCCUGUUUAGUUGCCCUGCGUGAUGCCUGAUCAUGACAGCACCACCCUCUUAACCAGACAAACCAAACGCAGACGUGUCGACAUCGGGGUGAAAAGGACUGUGGGUAGCGCGAUAUUUCCCCGUGCCCGGGAGACCCUUCUCGAAGCCAUGAACCAGUCGCACGGCCCUGAUCAGGACGGAGAUCUCUCCCUGGUGAGUCAUGGCCACGGGGCCGCCAACAGUGACGGAGAGAAGUCAAAUGUCCUCAGAAAGCUGCUGAAAAGGGCCAACUCUUAUGAAGACGUCAUGAUGCCUUUUCCUGGGGCUACAAUCAUCUCCCAUUUAUUGAAAAACAACCUGGGGAAGAAUGGAGGGAGUGACUCAGGCUUUCAGGGUAGUGGAGCUCUGUCCAGUGGAGGUUCGGAGAUUCAGGCCGAAGACGCCUGUAGUAACUCUUCGAGGGACAGUCCAUCCGACUGUCUUUCUCCUGGUCCUCCUCUACCUCCUCCAUCGUCUUCUAACUUUGGACGACCGUUGCCGCCCUCAAAUCACAUUUCUCACACCUCUUCUCAAUCUUUAUCCUCCUUUGACUUGGACCGACUGUCGGACGAGCAUCUCCGUGCCAAGAGGGCCCGCGUGGAAAACAUCAUCCGCGGAAUGAGUCACUCCCCAUUGGUCCGUCCCAGUGGCAGUGACCACAACCAGGAGGGCAAUCGUGAGAAUGAAAACGGCAGCAGCAACAGUAACGACCACAGAGGAGAGGACGUCAGUCAUAACAGCAGCCACCGUGGCGAUUGUCCUUCCCUCCUCCGCUCUCCUGGUUCGCGAGGCGGUGUGGUUGGCAUCGGCGAGGUUUACAGAGAGAAUAAGAGGAAACAACGUCUCCCACAGCAGCAACACAGCUUCACCCAGCUAGUUUGUUCCAGACAGGAGCAGAGACAGGAAGAGAGAAGGCAGCUCAAACUACAACUUGAAGACAUGCAGAAACAACUGCGCCAACUUCAAGAGAAGUUCUACCAAAUCUAUGACUCUGAGACAGAAGAAGAGGAAGAAAACAUAGUGAAUGGAGAGGUCAACCGAGGAGGAGAUAGAGAGGAGGAUGGCAACCUUUCAGAGGACAGUAUCCGCUCUGAUGGCCUGGAGGAGAGGCACAGAGACAGAGGGCGGCAUAACCAUGAUGAUCUUUCCGAGUUGGACCCGGGACUUUUCCUGGACAGAGCCCGAGCCCUCCUCCGAGAGCAAGCCUUGAUAGAUGGAGAAAUGGAGGAAGAUGCUGACAGCCGAGAAGAGGAGGAAAGAAAUGGAGAAAGGGUGAUGAAGAGGAGAGUGGUAGCAGGAGGUGGGGGAGGAAGUGGCCGGCAGCUGGCCGAGACUCUAAAGCAGGAGCUGAACUGUGCCGUGUCACAGGUUGUUGACACCGUCGUCAAAGGCUUCUCCUCACCCAAGCAGAACGCCGGUCACCAUCAUGGCUGCCACAGCAGUACGCCAGCUGCACCUUCUUCCUCCAACUCAUCCUCAUCCUGUCCACCUCCUUUCGGGCCACUGCCCCCGCUUACCCCAGAGUCUCGCUUUGGUGGUGGUAAUUUGGCACUCAACUUGAAUGGUGAAGGCAGUCCCACCCCUAACUAUCAUUCCUCCAACCAGAGGCUGCAUUGCUUUGGGGAUGUAAUUGUCCCUAGCCCUCUAGAUUCAUUCGGUGGUCUGAGUAGCAGGCUUAGUGGUGUGCCAACACCCAACGAUCAAACAGAGGCUCUGCCGCUGGUAGUGCGCAAGAGUGGGAGUGCAGUAGAGACCCCCAAUCCUUCUCUUCCUCCACCUCCACCUCCUCAUCAUCCCUCCCUCCACCCAUCUCCACUCACAGCUUCCCUUGGCUUUAGCCCUCCAUCAUUUCGCCACCCCUUUCCUCUUCCCUUCAUGAGUUACCCUUUUGGGAAUCCCCUAGGGUCACAUGGGGCUGGAGGUGGCUACCCCUCAGGACCAAAAGACCACAGUCGGGUAUCCCCUGACUCUAUGGACAUAACCCGGGAAACUGUCAGCCUCAGAACCAAAAUGGCAUCUCUUGGUGGGGCCCACAUGGGUCACCAUCACCACAGGCAGAGCUCCCCAAGCCACCAUGGUCCAGAGGGCUUGUCACUGUCCCUCAUCAAGUCAGAGUGUGGAGAUCUGCAGGACAUGACUGAUAUAUCUCCCUACUCAGGCAGCACUAUUCAGGAGGGCUUGUCUCCAAACCAUCUGAAGAAAGCCAAGCUGAUGUUCUUCUACACUCGCUACCCUUCCUCCAACAUGCUCAAAAUGUUCUUCUCUGACGUCAAGUUCAAUCGGUGCAUCACCUCCCAGCUGAUCAAGUGGUUCAGCAACUUUAGAGAGUUCUACUAUAUCCAGAUGGAGAAGUUUGCCCGUCAGGCCAUCAAUGAGGGCAUAACCGUGGCUGAAGACCUGACGGUGAGCCGGGACGCAGAACUCUUCAGGGCUCUCAACAUGCACUACAACAAGGCCAACGACUUUGAGGUAAGACUCGAUGUCAGGCGCUUUGGUUUGGUCAGGAGAACUGAUGGACAACCCAAAAAGCCAGGCUAACAAUCUUUUCCUCUAUGGAUAGUUCUAGUUAGCAGGAGUUUAGUAAGUUGCACCUCAACCACAUGAUAAAUAGUAAGUGGCCUGUACUUGUAUAGCACUUUAUCUAGACUAGAGGAUUCUAAAGCGUUUCAGUCAUUUACCCAUUCACACAUAUACUCACACACUGAUGGUCUGUCAGAUUGCUGCCAUGCACUGGCACGACCAGGCCUUCUGUCCACCAUACAAGGGCAAGGCAGCUAAGUUUCUUCCCCAAGGACACAAUUACAGGACAAACUCCCACCAUCAUCAUUCCCGUUACCAUGACAUCCAGCAUAAUUCUGACUGGAUUUUUGAACGCUCUUCUUGGAGAAUGUUUGAGUUCCAAUAAACUGGUUGGUUUCCUAAGACAGAC